Molecule: messenger RNA, 1572 nt
Organism: Thermochaetoides thermophila DSM 1495
Lineage: Eukaryota; Fungi; Ascomycota; Sordariomycetes; Sordariales; Chaetomiaceae
Exons: 2
Coding region: 1-1572 (523 amino acids)
Biological process (GO): mRNA splicing, via spliceosome
Cellular component (GO): nucleus
Molecular function (GO): RNA lariat debranching enzyme activity
Source: RefSeq, a predicted model, not a curated record
AUGUCCUCCAACGACAACCUCAUUGAAACAAAUGGCGUCCGCAUCGCCAUCGAGGGCUGCGGCCACGGCACCCUUGACGCAAUCUACGCCUCCGUCGAGCGCUCCUGCCGCGAGCGCAAAUGGCCCGACGUCGACCUGCUCAUUAUCUGCGGCGACUUCCAGUCCGUGCGCAACGCCGCCGACCUGACCACCAUGUCCUGCCCGGCCAAAUACCGCGAGAUCGGUGACUUCCAUAAGUAUUACAGCGGCGCGCGCAAGGCGCCAUACCUGACUCUCUUCGUGGCCGGCAACCACGAGGCUUCGUCCUACCUGUCCGAGCUCUACUACGGCGGCUGGGUCGCGCCCAAUAUCUACUACAUGGGCGCAGCGAAUGUCGUUCGGUUCGGGCCUCUGCGGAUUGCGGGGCUUAGUGGCAUCUGGCAACAGGGAGAUUAUCACAAGCCAAGGAGCGAGAGGCUCCCGUUUGGGCCGAAGGAUAUCAAGACGUUUUAUCACGUGCGGGAAUUGGACGUGCGGAAGUUGCUUCAAAUUCGCACGCAGGUGGAUAUUGGGUUAAGCCAUGACUGGCCAAAUGGGAUUGAGAGGCAUGGGGAUUACGUGCAAUUGUAUAAAAACAAGCCUCAUUUCAAGAAGGAGUCGGAGAGGGGAGAGCUGGGCAACCCGGCUGCGGGGUAUGUGCUGGACAGACUGCGUCCGAGGUACUGGUUCUCCGCCCAUAUGCACUGCAAGUUCUCUGCCAUCAAGGAGCACCCGCCUCCGGGGCAGGAGGACAAGCCGCAGGCCGCUCUAGCGCCUGCCGUCAACCAUGAUGAAAUCGACCUCGACAUGUCCGACUCCGACGUUCCCGCCGCAGGACUCAAAAAAGAACCAGAAAAGGACACCCAAGUCGACAUUGAAGCCCUCCGAGCCAAACUGCCCCCCUCUUUCGCCAAACCCAUCAAACCCGGUCAACCCGUCCCCGACACAAUCACCAACAGAACAACCCGCUUCCUCUCCUUGGACAAAUGCCUACCCGGCCGACACUUCCUCCAACUCAUGGAAAUCCUCCCCGCUGACGGCUCAAAAGUCCAACGUCCCCUCCGCCUACAAUACGACCCCGAAUGGCUCUCCAUCCUGCGCGUCUUCCACGCCUCCUCCAAACCCUCUUCUACACCCCCCGAUCCGGACCAAGGCGAAGCCCACUACCUCCCCCUCAUCGCCGAAUCCAUGGCCUGGGUAACCGAAAACAUCAUCUCCAAGGAUAAACUCGACAUCCCGCUGAACUUUACGCCCACCGCGCCGGCGUACGAUCCCAAAAACCCGGAGACGACUAAAGAAGGGAUGCCGAAGGAGUAUAACAACCCACAGAUGGCCGCGUUUUGUGAGUUGUUGGGGCUGGAGAAUUGGUGGUAUGAAAAGGAAGAAGAGAGGGAGGAGAGGUGGAAGAGGGAUUGGGCUUCGUUGCCGGAUUGGUGGGUUGAUGAGUUGAGUGGAAAAGGGCAGAAGUCUGGAGCUGGAGGAUUCAGGGGAGGACGGGGAGGGGGGAGAGGUGGUGGACGUGGGGGAAGAGGAAGAGGAGGGACAGGUCGGUGA